AUGGGAGGAGCCGCCCAGUUCGUCGCGGGAAUCAUGCAGUUUCGCGUCGGCAACACGUUUGGAAGCACAGUGCAUUGUUCAUACGGUGCCUUUUGGCUCAGUUAUGCCAUCUUCCUGAUCCCGUUGCUCGAUAUAAAAGGGGCCUACAAGGGCGAUGAGCGCGCUUACACGUUUGCCCUUGGGAUCUACCUGAUUCUAUGGUGCUUCCUGACGAUAGUGUUCUUUGUCGCUGCAUUGCGGACCAACGUCUCGAUCCUGCAGGUCUUGUUCUUUCUAACACUCUCCUUCCUCACGCUCUCUCUCGCCAAAUUCCUGACGACGGAGCAUCCUACGGCAGCGGUCCGGGUAAAUGAGUGUGGAGGGCCCUUUGCGACAGUCAGCGCGUUUGCUGCUUUCUAA
Molecule: messenger RNA, 399 nt
Organism: Aspergillus thermomutatus
Lineage: Eukaryota; Fungi; Ascomycota; Eurotiomycetes; Eurotiales; Aspergillaceae
Exons: 1
Coding region: 1-399 (132 amino acids)
Cellular component (GO): plasma membrane
Molecular function (GO): acetate transmembrane transporter activity
Source: RefSeq, a predicted model, not a curated record